Messenger RNA from Trematomus bernacchii (emerald rockcod), 994 nucleotides. RefSeq names its product pro-neuregulin-4, membrane-bound isoform-like. NCBI's taxonomy places the organism in Eukaryota, Metazoa, Chordata, Actinopteri, Perciformes, Nototheniidae. The transcript has 5 exons. The record is from RefSeq and is a predicted model, not a curated record. Bases 124 to 459 code for a protein of 111 amino acids. Gene Ontology annotation, biological process: positive regulation of cell population proliferation; positive regulation of mitotic nuclear division; epidermal growth factor receptor signaling pathway.
AAGUCCAACAAAAAGCAGUUAGGAGCUAUUGUGAAGCGUCACUAUGAAUCACCUCAGGAACCUGCACUAACUACCAAAAGCAGGACUUUAAGGAGCUGGAAACAGUGAUAAAAAGCAUUCCAAAUGAUGGCAGAUCAUGGAACCCCUUGUGAUGGGCAGGAAGCCACCUAUUGUAUGAAUGGAGGGACGUGCUAUAAAAUACGCGAUGCCAUGAAUACUCUCUCCUGUGUUUGCGAUGAAAAUUAUAAAGGCAGCCGAUGUGAGCAGUUCCAGCUCUUCAGCAGUUCCGGCAAAGCAGGGGAAGCGGGGUUAAUCGCAGCCGUAGUCAUCGUUGUCCUCCUCAUCUUAGUGGUGAUAGCUGUUGUGAUCUACUACACACACAAGAUGUUGAAAGCCAAGCAACAGAGCCAACAGAACAAGCCCAAGACAGAAUAUUGGAAAGUACAGCCCAGAGUUUGACUUUCUUCUGGAGCAAAUUUGUUUGUCUUUGGGCUGUGUGUCGGGUGGGAUAAUGAAGGACUUCUCAGAGAUGAUACUGUUUUCGGUGUCACUAUAAGACCAAAAGAACAAAGAAAAAACUGCUUCUCUGACCUUAACUAAAGUCAAGGUGAAGAGCUGAUCAAUGGUCACCUGAGAUAUCUGGAGUCCAUGCUGUUUGCUACAGAGAGGUGUAAUUCUUCAACACACAGACACACACAUACACAAACAGGGUGUGAAACAAGUGUGAGCAGGUGGGAAUUGAAUCACAUCUUGCACAGUAGAUUUUUUCAGCACCGCUAUGAAAGUUGCCACUGGUGUUACUCGUGUUAAAUCACAUUUCAAUCUAUGUACUUUGCCUGAAAUGUAUUUACAAAGCAUAGUUGGACUAUGUAAAAUAUGAGCUUGAAAUAUGGAUUUAUGAAAUGACCCCUUGUAUCAAGUAAUGAAUAUGCUCAGUAUGCAGUUAGUAAAUAUAUUGCAAUUGUGUAAAUAUAUGCAAUGACCCCUACUGAUU